Molecule: messenger RNA, 2196 nt
Organism: Sarcophilus harrisii (Tasmanian devil)
Lineage: Eukaryota; Metazoa; Chordata; Mammalia; Dasyuromorphia; Dasyuridae
Product: probable polypeptide N-acetylgalactosaminyltransferase 8
Exons: 10
Coding region: 1-1704 (567 amino acids)
Cellular component (GO): Golgi apparatus
Source: RefSeq, a predicted model, not a curated record
AUGAAGAUGCAAAAAGAGAUGAAGCUGACAGAGGCUAUCAUCAAGACAUCAAAAAGACUGGAAGAUGAUGGGAAACAGACUGCUCUAGCACAGGGAAGCGGGGCUCAGAAGGAAAUCCAGCACAAGCCAUCAAGAAAACUUUUCCCAGACUCAGCUCUUUUCCAACAAUGGGGUGAAGGCUUGACUGAAUCUGAACAGAUACAGGCCCAAAACCUCUUCACCCAGUUUGGCUACAAUGUGUACCUGAGUGAUCGACUGCCUCUCAAUCGCUCUAUUAAAGACAUUCGGAGCCCCAGGUGUCUUGAGAAGCAAUAUCCCCACCAACUUCCAACCCUCAGUGUCAUUCUUACAUUCAUGAAUGAAGCCUUCUCAGUUAUACAAAGAGCCAUCACCAGUAUCAUCAAGAAGACCCCUUCUUACUUGCUUAAGGAGCUCAUCCUGGUAGAUGACUUUAGUUCAAAUGAGGAGCUCAAAAGAAAUAUGAAUAAAGAGAUUCAGCUUUACAAAAAGAAGUACCCUGGGCUACUGAAAUUAAUCCGUCAUACCAAGAGGAGAGGGCUUACUCAGACCCGCCUGUCUGGCUAUCAAGCUGCCACAGCAGAUGUGGUUGUCAUCUUGGAUGCUCAUGUGGAAGUGACCACUGGAUGGGCAGAACCCAUCUUAGCUCGCAUCCAAGAAGAUCACACUGUGUUUAUAUCACCAAUAUUGGAUGGAAUUGCUUAUGAUACCUUUGAAUUACGUCAUUAUUCAUUGGCUCCCAUUGGUUUUGACUGGGAACUCUGGUGCCUCUUUGAUUAUAUGCCAAUAGACUGGUCUUUCCUGAAAGAUGACACCGCACCUGUGAAGAGUCCUUCUCUCCUGGGCAUCUUUGCCGCAAACAGGUUGUUCUUGGGAAAGAUUGGGGCCCUGGAUGCUGGGAUGAUGAUCUACGGGGGAGAGAAUGUGGAGCUGGCCUUGAGGGUGUGGCAGUGUGGGGGGAAGAUUGAAGUCUUACCCUGUUCUCGGAUUGCUCACCUAGAGAGGGCCUUUAAGCCCUAUGCCUCAAAUCUGAGGUUAGCUAUGAAACGCAAUGCUCUUCGGGUAGCUGAAGUCUGGAUGGAUGAAUACAAAUACAUGGUCUACUUCUCUUGGAAUCUGCCUCUGGAGAACCAUGGAAUCGAUUAUGGAGAUGUGUCUUACAGAAAAAAGCUUCGAAAGAAACUUAAAUGCAGAAGUUUUGACUGGUAUCUCAAAAAUGUUUACCCAUCUCUGAAUCCUAUCCCCAACAUUGUUGCCUAUGGAAUGCUGAAAAAUUCCUUGAAUGAGAACCUGUGUGUUGACCAAGGAUCUCCCAAUGAAGCCAGUCCACUCUUGUAUCCUUGCUUUGGAUAUGAAUCACAGAUCUUAUUCUAUUCUCUGACUGGACAACUGUAUUUGGGGAAGAUAUAUGAUAAAUGGCGUGCAUAUUUCCUAUGCCUGGUGGACCCUGGAGAAGGGGAAAGGGCAAAAUCAGUACCAUGCUCUGAUGGAGCCGAACAAGGGAUGAACAUAUUUUGGGAUUUUAAACAGGGGGAAGCUAUCAUCAACAGAAACACUAAGAGGUGCUUGGAGAUUAAGGAGGAAUCUUCAGAAUCCUAUAUCCUUAUCUUCCAAGAGUGUACUGGGCAAUCAUGGAACAUUCAACAUAUGGUUGGAAACUGGGGGAUCCCAGAAGUCUUUGAUUAACAUUGAGUCUAGCAAAUUACUUAGAGGAUCAUAGAAUGUUAAAACUCUAGAUGAUUAGAAAUCAUCUAGUAUAAUCCCUUUACUAUAAAGAGUAGAAAACUGAAGCCUAGAUGACAUAAUUUUACCAUGUACCCACAAAUAGCAAACAGGAUCUGAACCAUCUUCUGACACCAUUUUCAUUGUUCUUACCAAAUUGUUCUUCUCUUGAGAUAAAAGAGUUUGGACUUGAGGGUACCAGUGCCAUCAAAGUCAAGGACCAUAAGACCUGGCCCUUGUGGCCUACCUUGAGGUAGGAGAAGCAGAUCAUAGAAAAUAAGUGUCAUUGAAUAACACCAAAUAUCCAAUUCCAUAUAUAAGGGGGUCGUUCUUACAAGGGGAUGCUUGAUAGAGAACUACAGAGAAUAUGAUAUAAUGAUAACCUAUCUUACCCUUCUCUAGGAAUAGGAAUUUCAUUCUAAGAAUCUUUGUCAGAAACCUUCUAAAAUAAAGAAC